Molecule: messenger RNA, 459 nt
Organism: Fraxinus pennsylvanica
Lineage: Eukaryota; Viridiplantae; Streptophyta; Magnoliopsida; Lamiales; Oleaceae
Source: the annotation of a GenBank genome assembly
AUGGGGCCGUUUCCUGGAUUCAGGUGCAAGGCAAUGCCCCCACAACCCAAUAGAUCUAACGGACCAAUUAUUGAAGAGUUGAACUCUGAUGAUGAAAAUGAAGGAAACGAAAGUGAAAAGAACAAGAAUAAUAAUCCAAGAAAGCAUGAGAGGUCUAGCAAUGAGCCUUUCGUUGAGGAUCCUGAUGAUGAAGCUUCUGAGAAAAAAAGUAAGCAAAUGGCUUCCAGAAAUGAUUUUAACCAGAUGCAAAAUGUAAGGCUGCGGCCCCAAACAAGCACCUUCACUUUCCAAAGCUCCUCUGUUACUUAUGGUGGUGCAAAUGGUGCAUAUCACUCUUCAUCUAGAACAAGGAGGACGGAAUCUUCCUUGUUUCUAUUUAUGGGUAAAGCUAGACUUGCACAUGGGAUAUUGUAUAAAGCAAAGCGGAAAGUGUGUGUUAAGAUGAAAUUGUUGUUGUAA